AUGGAGCACACGGUGGAAGCACUCACCCACCACCAGCCGGCUGCCACGUUCGAUAACGCGAGUAUGUGGCACAACUUGACCGCCUGGACAUCGUUCAACGUUUCCAGAUACGCCCCGUCCCUGGAGGAUCUCGUCCUAGCCGGCCCUCGGAUGGUCAUGAAGCUCGGAAAGCUCGGCUCUUACAUUUCCUUCCCCGAUGCCAUAGACGGCUUCGGUCAACGGCUCGUUCCUGACGCCACGGGCUCCGACAUAUUCUCCUCCACGACUCCCCCCGGCUCCGCCAGUGUCGUUUCCACCGGGCCCAGCAUCGCAUCCGCUGCACCAUCGAACCUCGCCGACCUAGACCCCACCACUUCGGUAUACCGGUUCUCGAUGGAGGGCGCAAAGGGCCUAGGUAGCGUGUUCAGCUACGCCACCAGCAAGUGGGCGCUGUGCUGUAUCGCGAUGGCAGUUGUUCUUAACAGAACACACAUCUUUGCCGCAACUCGACGGCGUUUACGACUAAAGUGGCACACCCGCCUAGUGCUACGGAUCGCGCCUAUCGUCCUGUUCUUCAUACAAGCCCGGAGCAUACUGCAGUCCAUACAAUGUCAGACCUCGGCUGACUUCUCUGAGCUGCGGUGGGGAAACGCAAGCAAGAGUUCGGACCUCAUGUUCUCGCAACAGAACACAUUGCUGCAUGGGGUGAGCUCCACGCUACUGUUAGGUGCCACGGAUGAGGAGUCCUGCUUGGCUGUGCAGAUGAUACCAUCGGGUUACGAGGAGUCACCGGAGCUCAAGGGCUCGUUGUCUCUGCUGUGGCCGCUCUUCGGCACCUUCUGUCUCAGCCAGGUCCUCGAGACGAUAUCGUGUGCCGUUCAGGGACGGCCGGUGUCCGCUGAGACGGGUAUGACGCUCUUCGAGCAUUCCCUGGCAUUUGCCGAGGCCGACGCUGCGAUUAGCAAUCAGCUCGGCUGGGGUCUGUUCAGUUCUGGGGCCGCAAAUGCCACUGUCAAACCGAGUGCUGGUGCAAACAUCGCCAUAAGCCGAUCGAUGAUCAUGAAAAGGGUCAACACUCCUCCCGAGGUCCUGCUUAUUGCUUUCUUCUCGGCGAUGAGCCAUAUCACUAGCCAUAUCCUCGGAGUCUUUGGCAAGCAGGCGAGAUUCCGUCUGAUCAGCACAGGGCUCUGGGCGUCGUGCUUCAUGGGCAGCAUUGUCUGGAGCGCCAUUACGUUCUCCUUGGAAGAUCCCGCCCGGCAAGGACUCCUCAGAUAUCCCACUGUGUGCAUUAUCGGCUUCAUACCACAUGUGCUGGUCUUGAUUGGCAUCAUCAUCUGUUUUACAAUCUAUUCCGUGGCUCUUGUGUUGUCUGCCCUGGCAACACCUGCAGAUGCAGACUCGGAGCAGCCUCUGACGUUCAAGCAACGACUUGCACUCGCGCACGCCAACAUGCAGGCGAAUCUUUCGUUCUCGGACUUGCGGAUCACAAUGGAAAUGGACUUCUACACCGCACUGCUCCGAACUGGGUUCGGUGCCAUCACUAUGGCUUCUGAAGCUGUCUACCUCAAUGAAGACAGGCAAGUGGGCCUCAAGCGUACGACAUGGCUCGAGGAUGAGCGAUACCGAGAGAUCGAAGAACUGAAAAUGAACUGGAUCAGCUCUGGUAUUCCAGGAUCGCGAUAUGACUCAACGGGUGUCAUCGGCCUGGUUCCCGUCAAAGACGGGCAGCUCAGGGCUACAAGUGGUUAUGCUCGUGAGAGAGCCGCGCAGAAACUAUCGAAAUCCCGGGCUGGCGAGCGCCGCAGCAUGCGAGACGGAGUUGGGGCGGCAGAGCGCAGCGGCCGCUGGCUACUAGCUUUGGACUACCUGAUGCACAUCAACAAACUGGUUCUCACGGCUUGGGCGAUGGCAGUAUGCAAAGUGCUUGCUAGUGUCGGCGUUCAGAACCCGCCAAAUUGGCUGAAGAAUUGGUCGAGGCUUCCGAAAUCUGGCCGGCCGGAGGAAAAGCAUUCAAGGAGCAGCAGGCCGUACGAGGCGAUCAUAGCAGGAGAGGGUUCCAUCGGCCUCACAGAGAUUCAUCGUGCUGACACAGUCGAUGUGGAGCAAGAGCUUCGUCAAACAUAUAAUGACAAAGGGGCCUGGCCUGAUGAAAGCGCACGUGAACGCUGGAUGGACAACAGACUCUACCUAUGGUGGCUGUACGGAGGCUGGUGGGGAACGAAAGACAGGAGCGGCGAGUAUAGGCCAACAGCAGAAGAGGAAGACUCGGACUGGGAUGCCACCAGUGUAAUCACGACAGCCGAAUCUGAAGCCUCAACCAGCGAUGACAACGACGACGCCUGGGAGGAUGACGAUGGCCAACGUACGCCUACACAGCGAUCACCAUUCACGUCCAGGGAGAGUACACCAGUCUUUGACAAUCCCAUACAACCGUCUGACCUCGCAUCCCUUCUCCAUCCCCGCAAUUCAGAAGAGCGAAACCAAGCACGCGCGCUCGCCGCACACCUCGGCUCGGACCGAAUCUUGACACGCUCGGCCUUCCAACGGCUCGAACAAGCUCAGCGUUCGCGCGUGAUCUUCCCGGGCCAGCACGCGCACACGAUCAAGAAGAUGACAGCCGAAGAGGAAGCGGAGGUGCUGGAGCAGAUCUUACUUGAACGCCGAGCCGCGACGGCUCCCGACGAUGGGGCCGCCGGCGCCAGCGCGGCGGGCUCAUGGGCUACGGGCGCGUCGGGUAUGGGGCCUGAUGGCCCUCAGUGCGUGGUGUGCCACAGCUCGCCACGGACCAUCAUCGUAUGGCCGUGCCGGUGUCUGAGUCUGUGUGACGACUGCAGGGUGGCGCUCGCGAUGAACAACUUCGAUAAGUGCGUCUGUUGCCGCCGCGAGGUCAUCAGCUUCAGCCGCAUCUAUGUGCCUUGA
Messenger RNA from Diaporthe citri, 2898 nucleotides. RefSeq lists its product as uncharacterized. The record is from RefSeq and is a predicted model, not a curated record. NCBI's taxonomy places the organism in Eukaryota, Fungi, Ascomycota, Sordariomycetes, Diaporthales, Diaporthaceae. Bases 1 to 2898 code for a protein of 965 amino acids. The transcript has a single exon. Gene Ontology annotation, molecular function: ubiquitin protein ligase activity. Gene Ontology annotation, biological process: ubiquitin-dependent protein catabolic process; protein ubiquitination.